Molecule: messenger RNA, 636 nt
Organism: Plasmodium gonderi
Lineage: Eukaryota; Apicomplexa; Aconoidasida; Haemosporida; Plasmodiidae
Exons: 7
Coding region: 1-636 (211 amino acids)
Source: RefSeq, a predicted model, not a curated record
AUGUCUUAUAACAAGAAUUAUGGAGGACAAUUCAUGGGACUUCGUCCAAAAGAAGGAAAAGACAAUCCGAACAGAAUAUCAGAUGAUAAGCUAAAAGAAAUGUUUCAAAAAAAGGAAACAAAGGAAGCACAUAAAGUUGUUUUUAUCUUAUCAGAAUUGAGAGGAAUAAAUAUACCCGAAGUGGAAGAUGGGCAAAUUUUCUUCUUCUGUACGGUAAUAUUUGACAAUGACGAUGUGAAAAUGUCUAUGUCGAAAUCUAAUUACAACUCUUCUUUUGUCCGAGGGAAAUACAUCCUUGAGGCUUACUCACUUGAGUUUAAAGAGGAGCUUACACUAUAUAUCCCAGAAGGGGCCAAUUUCGCACGAGUAUACGUAUCAUAUUUAACCGUUCUAGAUGAAGAUGGAAAGAGAAAUAUAAAACUUGAAGGGAUAGGAUACACAGAUCCAUUUAAAUUAAAAGAAUGUCAUGUUUAUCCGUAUGCAAGGUUCAAGCUAAAUACGGCAGUUGGGGCUGACGAAACAAAAGCAACGCUCAAAAUGUGUGUCAAAUGUGUAGAAAAGUGUCAUCCUUCCGUGGUCAAGGAAACAGAAGAAUUUAAUGUCAUAGAUAAAUUUAGAGAUAUGUGUGAAAAUUAG